Messenger RNA from Coregonus sp. 'balchen', 8849 nucleotides. Lineage: Eukaryota; Metazoa; Chordata; Actinopteri; Salmoniformes; Salmonidae. The record is from the annotation of a GenBank genome assembly.
AUGACGAGCACACUGAAAGGUAUUACCCUGAAAGGAAGCGCUGAACUUGUGGCCGAGUUUUUCUGUAAGUAUUUGCACCGACUUGGUUUUAUUUUUGCCGUUUUUGCGUUUGAUCAAAAAAAGGAAAGGCAUGCAGCAUGAAUAACAUGGCGAUGAUUGUCUUUGUGGAAGCUAGCUAACAUUGUUUUCAGGUACCACAUCCGCAUUUGUGCACGGCCAUACGUUGUAAAUGUAUUUACUUUAAUCUUAGUUAAUAACAUCGUGUAUUUUGUAACUAAGUUAGCUAGCUAACAUAGCUACUUUUAGUUUUAGCUAACGUUAGCUACCUGUGUGGUUGGCUGUAACGUUAAGCUAACUACGUUGUCUUUCUCCCAGCAUUCGGUAUCAACAGCAUCCUGUACCAGCGAGGGAUCUACCCUCCGGAGACGUUCUCCCGAGUCACCCAGUAUGACAUGAGUCUUCAACUCACUACUGACACCAAGCUGAAGAACUACCUGACCAACGUGGUAUCUCAACUCAAAGGUACAGAAUGAAAUAAACGCAAUUUAAUUGAAUUUAGCACAUGCGCAGAACGUUAUAUGGGGGGGGGGCAGGGGUCAAGGACUGCCAUCUUAUCAGACAGUACAGUGAUCUUAUCUCUGAUCUUAACUCAGAAAACAGUACCCAAUUGUCAUUAUUGAGUAAAAGUAGCGAUACCUUAAUAGAAAAUUAAGUGAAAGUCACCCAGUAAAAUACUGCUUGAGUGAAAGUAUACAAUUAUUUGGUUUUAAAUAUAAUAACGUUUCAAAAGUAUAAGUCAUUUAAAAUUCCGUAUAUUAAGCAAGCCAGACGGCACCAUUUUUUUUUUUCAUUUAGCAGACGCUCUUAUCCAGAGCGACUUACAGGAGCAAUUAGGGUUAAGUGCCUUGCUCAAGGGCACAUCGACAGAUUUUUCACCUAGUCAGCUCGGUGAUUAGAACCAGAGACCUUUCGGUUACUGGCACAACGCUCUUAACCACUAAGCUACCUGCCGUUUUUAUUUAUGGUUAGCCAGGGGUCAACAGCGAUCAUUAAGGCGCGGUCGGCAUUUUGUAAUGCAGCGGCUUGAAGCGGGCGAUCAGAUCAGACAAUUUUGGGAUGAAAAUAUUUGUUUUGUCCCGCAGAUUAUUUGGAAACUGUAGUCUUUCUGCAUUCCUCUCCUCUCUUUGUUCACAUUGGCAGUUUGAAGUGAAUCAAAUCCUAUUUAUUUGGAUAUCCGAUUCGAAUCUGUACUUUUUCCUGCAGUCUGAAUAAAUGUGGCUUGAUAUAAAUCUGAUUCCUGGCCAUGUGAAUUGUCUGAAUGGUCAAACCUGUUUGAUUUGAGAAUCACUGUUUUUAAAACCAUUUUUAAAGGUUAUUUUUGCACAUUGAAAUAGGGCACAACAUUGCUGUGACCAUGGCUGGCAAGUGAGCUGCGUCGUCACAUAUGCCUGAAUUAAUAUUGCGGGACUGCGGUUGGGUUAGGGAUCUGUUCUUGCGGUAGUGGGUUGGAGUCGGACAGAAAGCUGCAGGUGCAGGAUGAAUAAAUCAGUCCUGUCGCAGACCUCUAGCCAGGGGCACACUCCAACCCUCAGACACAUUUACAAACGAAGCAUCUCUACUGCCAGAUCAGAGGCAGUAGGGAUGACUCUUGAUAAGUGUGUGAAUUGGAUACUUUUCCUGACCUACUAAGCAUAAAAAAUAUAACGAGUAAUUUUGGAUGUCAGGGGAAAUGUGUGUAGUAAAAAGUACAUUAUUUUCAUUAGGAAUUCAGUGAAGCAAAACUAAAAGUUGUCAACUAUAAAUAGUCAAGUACAGAUACCCCCCCCCCCCCCCAAUAAAACGACUUAAGUAGUACUUUAAAGUAUUGUUACUUAAGUACUUAUGCCACUGCAUUUAAGAUACAGCACUUGACUUUAUACCUGGCCUUUACUACAGUCGCUUGUGUGGCCAUUAGCCCUAUGUGUUAUUUCUCACAACAGUCAAAUAAGAUGUCAUAUUUCACAACUUGGUGUGUUGAUUUUCUAGCCUGUCUGUGCCACUAGUCUGGACAGGAGUCCAUUGUAAAUGCAGUAUUCAUGCAGAAAUUUGCUGUUCUUUGAUUGGUUCUCAUGCAUUGUUUGGAUUUGUAAAUCCAGCAGUUGUAUUGGAAGGGAGCUGCGCUAGGGGGCUGUGUGCGGUUGGUGUUUGGGUGAUCGAUACAGAGGAGAACCAAUCAAUAAAAAAGCACUUAUGCUUUAUUAUCGAGGCAUCAUGCAGACAUAAAAAUAAGCAUGUUCCAUUUGAUUUCAAUAAUUUUUACCACACCCCUUUUGAUUUGAAUGAAACUUUCCAUACAUACAGUAUUUGCCCAUGGUAGAAGUGGUCCGAAAGUGACUUUUUGGACCUGAAUGCCAAAACAUUCAGGAGAUAGAGGUGCUUAAAGUUGGCCCAUUUUGUAUACCCCAUUCAUAGACGCAAACUACUUUAGUGCUUAUUGACGAUAGUAACUUCUGACCAGGGGAGUUUUGUUAAGACACCCCGACGCUUGCUCUGCUCUAAACAUUAACACGCAAUCGAUUGCGUGUUCUGUUUUGGAAAUGCUUAUCGGCAAGAGGGAAAACAACCAAACUACUACACACCUUUUAUUGAGUUACGGUUAGUGUUCCCACACGGCCAUAUCUCCAUGCUACAGUGCUUGUUUACGGAAGACAGAGGCGGCCACUUGUGCUAAUUAGCUAUCUAGUGUGCUCCGUACACCUGUGUGACCUACUGCCAAAUUCUCUAAAACGAUGUUGGAGGUGGCUUAAGGUAGAGAAAUUAACAUUCAGUUCUCUGGCAACAGCUCUGGUGGACAUCCCUGCAGUCAGCAUGCCAAUUGCACGCAUCUGUGGCAUUGUGUUGUGAUAAAAACUGCAAGUUUUAGUGGUCAUUUAUUGUCCCCAGCACAAGGUGCACCUGUGUAAUGAUCAUUCGAUCAUUGGAUUCGGCUAUUUCAGCCACACCUGUUGCUGACAGGUGUAUACAAUCGAGCACACAGCCAUGCAAUCUCCAUAGACAAACAUUGGCAGUAGAAUGGCCUUAAUGAAGAGCUCAGUGACUUUCAACGUGGCACCGUCAUAGGACGCCACCUUUCCAACAAGUCAGUUCGUCACAUUUCUGCCCUGCUAGAGCUGCUCCGGUCAACUGUAAGUGCUGUUUUAUUAUGAAGUGGAAACGUCUAGGAGCAAAAACUGCUCAGCCGCGAAGUGGAAGGCCACACAAGCUCACAGAACAGUAGUGCUGAAGCACGUAAAAAUCGUCUGUCCUUGAUUGCAACACUCACUACAGAGUUCCAAACUGCCUCUGGAAGCAACGUCAACAUAAGAACUGUUCGUCGGGUGCUUCAUGAAAUGGGUUUCCGUGGCCGAGUAGCCGCACACAAGCCUAAGAUCACCAUGCGCAAUGCCAAGUGUCGGCUGGAGUGGUGUAAAGCUCGCCGCCAUUGGACUCUGGAGCAGUGGAAACGCGCCAAUGCAUAGUGCCAACUGUAAAGUUUGGAGUAGGAAUGAUGGUUCGGGCUAGGCCCCUUAGUUCCACUGAAGGGAAAUCUUGACGCAACAGCAUACAAUGACAUUCUAGACAAUUCUGUGCUUCUAACUUUGUGGCAACAGUUUGGGAAAGGCCCUUUCUUGUUUCAGCAUGACUGUGCCCCUAUGCACAAAGCGAGGUCCAUACAGAAAUGGUUUGUCGAACGGUGUGGAAGAACUUGACUGGCCUGCACAGAGCCCUGACCUCAACCCCAUCGAACACCUUUGGGAUUCAUUGGAACGCUGACUGCGAGCAAGGCUAAUCACCCAACAUCAGUGCCCGACCUCACUAAUGCUAUUGUGGCUGAAUGGAAGCAAGUCCCCGCAACAAUGUUCCAACAUCUAGUGGAAAGCAAAGGGGGGACCACCUCUAUGUAAAUGCCCAUGAUUUUGGAAUGAGACGUUUGAUGAGCAGGUGUCCACAUACUUUUGGUCAUGUAGUGUAUGUAGAUCUCUGGUGUAAAUGGGAAGGUGCAUGCAGCACAGAAGGAGCGAAGGAGACAAGACCAAAAAGACAACGUGAGAAGAAGCAGAUAGAAACGGCAAUAAAAUAAAUAAAUAGAUUAUUGCGAUAGACUUUAGGAAUUUUGGAAUAUUGCUCAAAAACAUGAAUCCAAUUAAUGUAAUAUUGCCCAGCGCUAUUCUAAACUGUAAAACACAGCAUCAAAAUUGUAGUUUACACAGAGCCAAAUGUGGGCGAGUGUAAUGGCUGAAAACCCUACAUCUGGUUUACGCAAAGAUAAUUGACGUUUUUAAGGUAAAAAAAAAAUGGGGGGUUCAUCUAGAAAUUGUUUGACAAUAAUAAUAAUAAUAUGCCAUUUAGCAGACGCUUUUAUCCAAAGCGACUUGCAGUCAUGCGUGCAUACAUUUUUGUGUAUGGGUGGCAAUCCUGUUUGUAAAGUUUUAAAUGAUCUCAAACUCACCCGUUUAAUAUUUUCCAAUGAAGAAGACGGAUGCCUCAUGGUAUCGUGGGGUGUGCAAAAUGGGUCAACGUUGAGCACCUUUAUUUUCUGAACAUUUUGGCGUUUAGGUCCGAAAAGUCAAGUCCACUUCUAUGUAUGGAAAGUUUAACUCAAAUCAAAAGGGGUGCGGUCAAAAAGUGACUCUGAAGUCAGGAAGACUUUGAGUUAUGUGUCAGCCAGACUAUUGGUUUUCCCCAUCUUGAUCAUUGUUUUCCAUUUUCAUUCCCUCAGAGUAUAUCUGUUUUUACUGUAGUUGGGUGUGUAACUUGUGUCUCUGUGUUGCAGAGUGGCUGUUUGACUGCACAGUGCAGAAGCUGGUGCUGGUGAUCACAUGUCUGAAGACCAACGAGGUACUGGAGAGGUGGCAGUUUGACAUUGAGUGUGACAAGAGUGCCAAGGAGAUCAGGUAAUGGAAGAUACUCCAGCAGUGUUCCUGACUACCACACACACACUACACUACUUUGAACAUGGUGGACUAUAUGUAGCCUUCUGGUACUUCUCACCAGGCUACUCGGAACACUGUCAUACUUUGAGAAUGUGGGUACUUUUUAUGACGAGGUAAUCAGUUAAUGCCCUUUGGCUAUUUUGUUGCAUUUGCUAUUUCACCGCUUGCCAAUGUUGACUUUUCCUAUCAUGCAGACCGCUGCAGUUAGGACAAGGUUAAGUCAUGCCAGACCACUUGGUGCAAUAGUAUGGUUUGACAUUGAGAGUAAAUGUGUUGUCUUUUUGUAUCUCUUCUCUCAGUGCUCCCAGGGAGAAAUCCAUCAAGUCCAUCCAGGAUGAGAUUCGCUCAGUCAUCAGACAGAUCACCGCCACUGUCACCUUCCUACCCCUGCUGGAGACUGCCUGUGAGUACCGUGUGUGUGAACCAGUGUUGCCGUUAAUUGGCGGCUUUUGGCCAAUAAAAAGGCAAAGAAACCAAAAUAUUGCCGGGCACAUUGUGUGCCAGAAAAUAUCCUGAUGAAAACAAAUAUCCUAUGUGGGUCUUUCUAGAAAUAAUGAGGCCAAUGUGUGACAUUGGGAUAAAAGUAUUGUGAAACAAAAAAUUAAAUGAUUUUCAUGCAGUUCCACAUGUGUACUUUGAGGAAUAAAAGUGAAUUGACCCAUAACUCCACCUAUACAACAGAAUGGGCCUAGAUCUAUACAUCCUUUAAGCAGGGCUCAUACAGACAUUGGCAAGUCAAAUUCAGGGACUUUUUCAAGCACUUAAUUGUAAUUAUAAGGGAGCAGGAGAACUUAUAAAUUGGCUACAAUAAUUACAAGGACUUUUCAAGCACCAAAUUGAGGAAAUGUCUGAUUUUUGAAGGUAGGCCUAUUCCAGUACUUGAAUUUCUGAGCUUCAAGUUCAAGUAGGCUACAUCAAGCCCCUUGUAUUGUUUAAAAUUGCAAGUGUAACAGGGAAAGCAAAAUGUAUUUGUCAUGUUAUUUCAUUACCACUAGGCUAUGUAAUUUGUCAUUAUAUCCAGAAUAAUUCAUAGGAAUAGCGUUGGGUGUUGUGCAAUAGUCUAUCCUACACAAUUGUGCACAGUGGACUCUCGGUGUCCGAUCCGAGGCACAAAAACAUGAACACAUUACCUUGAUACUUUAUCUGUUAAAUCUAACGAGACCCUGCUGUAAGUCAAGCAGACAACAACAGAUGAUCAACAUCAAUUUGCAAGGGAUAUUAGAUCAAAUGUGGAUCCAGGAACCACUGUCUUCACCAGCGUAAAGAAUGAGACAAAUAUUCUGGACAUUCCUCGCGAACACAUUUUUUCAGAUGCAACAACAGCUGUUCGACACUUGACUGUCAUUCGAGGAAAAAAUCCGUCCUGGAUCAGAUGUGUGAAAAUCUCAGCUGGACACCAAAUGCGCAUCCAACAAGUAUUUUGCAUAAUUAUUGAAGAACCACUUUAAUGACAGUAUCGAUUUAGGUUUUAAGUAUCAAGGUAAGAUGACUAUCGGGUAGAAGCAUUCGUUUUUGCAAUCACAUUUAUUAUUUUUGGAUUUGUGUGCCCAUGAAAACAGCUUUGAGCCCAUAACAUAAGGAGACUAUGUUCCAUAGCUCCCGAGUGGCGCAGUGGUCUAAGGCACUGCAUCGCAGUGCUAGCUGUGCCACUAGAGAUCCUGGUUCGAAUCCAGGCUCUGUCGUAGCCGGCCGCAACCGGGAGACCCAUGGGGCGGCGCACAAUUGUCCCAGUGUCGUCCAGGGGAGGGGAGGGAAUGGCCGGCAGGGGAUGUAGCUCAGUUGGUAGAGCAUGGCGUUUGCAACGCCAGGGUUGUGGGUUCGAUAAAAAUAAUGUAUGUGCUAACUGUAAGUCGCUCUGGAUAAGAGCGUCUGCUAAAUGACUAAAAAUGUAAAUGUAAAAUAGCUGCACUGCGUUUUUCAGAUCGCUAUACAAAAAACUGUCCGACAGCUAGAUCCAGGAUUCUUACAGGGUUCAAAUUCAAUGUCUAAUUUAACUGAUUUAAUGCUGAAAAUAUGUUAUAACGUCAAUUUACUACAUAAAUGCAAGGACAGAAAAGUAAUGUUUUGUCACACGAUUUUGGACAAAUCUGUCUAGACACCAACUAUGAUAAAGGGUUAAACGGGUUUUAAAUAAACGUGUGAAUUUUAUUGGAUAAAGCGAUGACCCUCCCCCUUAUAUCGCAAUGUAAUGACAUAAAAAUUAUAUUUUUAUUUAUUUUUAAAAAAGGCAGAUUAUUAUCAAUGAUUUAUCAACAGCUGUUACUAAACUAAAAAUAAACGUCCUCUCACUGUCAACUGCGUUUAUUUUCAGCAAACUUAACGUGUAAAUAUUUGUAUGAACAUAACAAGAUUCAACAACUGAGACAUAAACUGAACAAGUUCCACAGACAUGGGACUAACAGAAAUUGAAUAAUGUGACCCUGAACAAAAAUAACAGUCAGUAUCUGGUGUGGCCACCAGCUGCAUUAAGUACUGCAGUGCAUCUCCUCCUCAUGGACUGCACCAGAUUUGCCAGUUCUUGCUGUGAGAUGUUACCCCACUCUUCCACCAAGGCACCUGCAAGGUCCUGGACAUUUCUGGGGGUAAUGGCCCUAGCCCCUCACCCUCCGAUCCAACAGGUCCCAGACGUGCUCAAUGGGAUUGAGAUCCGGGCUCUUCGCUGGCCAUGGCAGAACACUGACGAUCAGCCGUCCCUCCUGUCUCCCUGUAGCGCUGUCUUAGGCAUCUCACAGUACGGACAUUGCAAUUUCAUUGCCCUGGCCACAUCUGCAUGCCUCCUUGCAUUAUGCCUAAGGCACAUUCACGCAGAUGAGCAGGGACCAUGGGCAUCUUUCUUUUGGUGUUGUUCAGAGUCAGUAGAAAGGCCUCUUUUAGUGUCCUAAGUUUUCAUAACUGUGACCUUAAUUGCCUACCGUCUGUAAACUGUUAGUCUUAACGACCGUUCUACAGGUUCAUGUUUAUUUAAUUGUGUAUGGUUCACUGAACAAACAUGGGAAACAGUGUUUAAACCCUUUACAAGGAAGAUCUGUGAAGUUAUUUGGAUUUUUACGAAUUAUCUUUGAAAGACAGGGUCCUGAAAAACUGACGUUUCUUUUUUUACUGGGUUUAGUUGUCCAGUGUAGGAAAUCCUCACUGGGUUAUAGAAAGAUCCGUAUACAUCACUUUAGCUAUGCAUGGAGGUUGGUUCAAGUUCUCUUUCAGUCACAUCUCUCUACUGUCUGUCACGCAGUGAAGUUUUCUGGUAUUUUAUGUUUUGCUAGAUUAUUCUCCCUAAAGAGAAAUUACAGAAAUGUCAUGCAAAUCCACCAAUGAGGAUUAUUUAGAUUAAACUAUUUUUCUUCCCCCUCUAAUGCCUGGUCAAGUAGUUACCUUAAAAAUGAUAAGAACCGUGAAAAUUAAGUAAGUUAACUAACUACUGGAGGCACAUACAAGAGGCAAAAUAAAUCGAUCGAGAAUAUUGACAUGGCAGAUCGGCAGAGGGAGACGUGCAUUGUGCAAAGAGCCAAUGUUUACUUAGUAGGCUAUCAUUCCUAUUUGCAUAAUUAUUGCAGUCACUUCCAUGUGGUGUUAAUGGCAUUGGGCACUCCCCCCUCCCCCUAAAAAAAGCAUUACCCUAUACGUGACGGCAUUAAAAUGGGUUUCUUUUUUAUGGCUGGUUUACUCUAGCCGGACAUUUGACAACGCUGCCUGGUGCGCCUUGAUAACCCUUGACCUUUCUCCCCAGGUGCCUUUGACCUCCUCGUCUACACUGACAAGGACCUGGAAGUGCCGGACAAGUGGGAGGAGUCGGGCCCCCAGAUCAUUGACCAGUCGGAGGAGGUUCGCCUGCGCUCCUUCACCACCUCUAUCCACAAGGUCAAUAGCAUGGUGGCCUACAAGAGGACCGACUCAGCCUAG